Molecule: messenger RNA, 1007 nt
Organism: Achroia grisella
Lineage: Eukaryota; Metazoa; Arthropoda; Insecta; Lepidoptera; Pyralidae
Gene: ATPsynC
Product: ATP synthase lipid-binding protein, mitochondrial
Exons: 4
Coding region: 144-542 (132 amino acids)
Biological process (GO): proton transmembrane transport; proton motive force-driven ATP synthesis
Molecular function (GO): proton transmembrane transporter activity
Source: RefSeq, a predicted model, not a curated record
AACUCUCCGUGAUAUCAACCAAUAGAAAUUUCUUAUUUGUGUUCUGUUUCACUUCACUACUCUGAAAUUGAACAUUCCAAAGGCCGGUCUCCUCCCUCUCGGUGUUCUUUGUUGUCGCUCGCCGCACCCAAACUAACACAAAAAUGCUGUCUGCCGCCAGAUUGAUCGUCGCCCCUGCAGCCAGGUCUGCUGUUCUGAGCAACACUGCUCUAUUGAGGCCACUUGCUGCAGUCCCCUCACAGACACAGAUUGUGCCAGUGGCACCUGCCCAGUUAUCAGCGGUGCGCACCUUCCAGACCACAUCGGUCACAAAGGACAUUGACUCUGCUGCCAAAUUCAUUGGUGCUGGUGCAGCGACAGUAGGAGUAGCUGGCUCUGGUGCUGGUAUUGGAACGGUGUUCGGUUCCCUGAUCAUCGGUUAUGCCAGGAACCCCUCCCUCAAGCAGCAGCUGUUCUCAUACGCCAUCUUAGGUUUCGCCUUGUCUGAGGCUAUGGGUCUCUUCUGUCUUAUGAUGUCCUUCUUGCUCUUGUUUGCUUUCUAAGCUAUUUACUUAUAAGAACACUACUGCCAUCCCACAUAACGAGGUUUCAGUGUAUACUAUCUGGAGUGGACGGCCAUGGAAUCGAAUGUGUGGAAACCUCACCCUCAUAGUGAUGCAAGGACUGAUGUGUAAAAUGUGUUACACUUUACCAGUGCGUCAUCUGGAAUGCAAUUUAUUUAAUUAUGUAGUAUAAACGAUAUCUGAAAAUAAAAUGUUGUACGUAAACAUUAAACAAAAGCUACAGUUAUUUCUAUUCCUAAUUAUUGUAGACUGUUACUAUGAAUCAUGUUAUCAUAGUCACACAAAAUAUUAAGAGUCGGUGAUGAUAUCUUAAAGCCAGUGACCAGUUGUAUUUGCGUGUGUAUUGUCACCGACUUUUAUAUGGUGUAUGCGUUUACCUGUUUGAGAAUGUCGGCACAUGUAAUGUACAUUUUUAGGGCGAUUAAAUGAUACAAACCAAUUUCA